AUGGCAGGCCAUUCACAUUGGGCGGGCAUUAAGCAUAAAAAGGCCGCGAUCGACGCCAAGCGAGGGAAAGUUUGGAGCAAGCUGUCUAAGGCGAUCAUCGUCGCCGCCAAGAUGGGCGGUGCGGACCCGGACGCCAACCUGCGUCUCCGCUAUGCGAUCAACGACGCCAAGGCGAUCUCGAUGCCCAAGGACAACAUCGAGCGCGCCAUCAAAAAAGGCGCGGGCGACAGUGACGGGGACAACUACGAGGAGAUCAUCUACGAGGGCAUGGGGCCGUCGGGCGUCGCGUUCAUGUGCGAAAUCCUUACCGACAACCGCAACCGGACGGCGCCUGAGAUCCGCAAGAUAUUCGAGGUCUGCGGCGGUAAGCUCGGCGCCACUGGCUGUGCGGCAUGGAUGUUCGAGCGGAAAGGUCUGCUGGUGAUUGCAGCGAGUCAGACCGAUGAGGAGUCGCUCAUGGAGCUUGCACUCGAGGCGGGCGCCGACGAUGUCAGGCACGAGGGCGACCAGUUCGAGGUCACUUGCCCGGUCGACGCCUACAACGACGUCUGCAGCGCAGUUGAAGCGGCCGGAUUAGCGACCGAGAGCAGCGAAAUCACAUUCCUUCCCAACGACUACGUCGACGUCGAAGGCGACGACGCCAAACAGGUGCUGAAGCUUAUGGAACGCCUCGACGAUCACGACGACGUCCAGAAGGUAAGCUCUAACUUCAGCAUCGACGAAUCGGUAAUGGCGGAGCUCGAAGGCUAA
This is a messenger RNA of Ostreobium quekettii, 750 nucleotides long. Lineage: Eukaryota; Viridiplantae; Chlorophyta; Ulvophyceae; Bryopsidales; Ostreobiaceae. The record is from the annotation of a GenBank genome assembly.